This is a messenger RNA of Chenopodium quinoa (quinoa), 2092 nucleotides long. Its product is annotated as protein DETOXIFICATION 48-like. Lineage: Eukaryota; Viridiplantae; Streptophyta; Magnoliopsida; Caryophyllales; Amaranthaceae. The transcript is spliced from 2 exons. Gene Ontology annotation, biological process: xenobiotic detoxification by transmembrane export across the plasma membrane. Gene Ontology annotation, molecular function: xenobiotic transmembrane transporter activity; antiporter activity. The coding region runs from base 378 to 2084 and encodes 568 amino acids. Gene Ontology annotation, cellular component: membrane. The record is from RefSeq and is a predicted model, not a curated record.
AUAUCAAACAUGAUAUUAUUGAUUUCCAUUUUCCAAACACAUACAUACAAUGCAUGAAUCAAAUAAAGAUAAAAAAAAAAAGAGGGGAUUAAGGAAGCUAUAGAAAUGGUAACAAAAUAGGCCGGCCGAUCUUGUAAGACGGUCCUUUCCUCCAUUUUACUGCGGAUUCGACACGUAAAAUAAGAGGACCCCACAAAUGUGUUAGUGUAUGUAAGAGUAUAUAUAUAUACCCCUUCUCUCAUUUUUUUUUGUUAAUCUCAUUUCUAUUUAGUUGCUUCCUUAGAGAAAGACAUACACAAACGUCUAUUUUGUUUGUACAAGUUUUGUUUUUCUUAAUUAUUCAAUCAAAAGCUUCUCUUUAUUCUCAUAUUAUUAUUAUGUCCAACAUUCCUAAGCCUAUAAUCUCUUCACCUUCUCCUACCAAAACUCAUUCGAAUUCACCAUCGUGUGAUAAUAUUAAGUUAAUGGAUAAUCGUCCUCCUACAACUACUACUAAUGAUGAUGAUAACGAUCUUCAUAGAUGGCCAACCAUUUCUGAGGCAGUACAAGAGAUGAAAGCAAUAGGAAAGAUAUCAGGGCCAACAACAGUAACAGGAUUGCUGUUAUAUUCAAGAGCAAUGAUCUCCAUGCUGUUCCUAGGCUACCUCGGCGAGCUCGAAUUAGCCGGUGGUUCGCUAGCCAUUGGGUUCGCGAACAUCACCGGCUAUUCGGUGAUAUCCGGGUUAGCCAUGGGAAUGGAACCUAUUUGUGGACAAGCAUAUGGUGCGAAACAAAUGAAGCUUCUUGGGUUAUCUUUACAAAGAACAGUGCUUCUACUUUUCUCAACUUCAGUGCCCAUCACUUUCAUGUGGAUUAACAUGAAGAGAAUCCUACUUUGGUGUGGUCAAGAUGAUGAAAUUUCAUCCGUUGCUCAAAUCUUUCUUCUUUUUUCUAUUCCUGAUCUUUUUUUCCUUUCUUUACUCCAUCCUCUUAGAAUCUAUCUAAGGACACAAAAUAUCACAUUGCCCUUAACUUAUUGUACCGCGAUUUCGGUACUUAUCCACUUGCCUCUCAAUUUCCUCCUUGUAGUCCACCUUAAGCUAGGCAUCGCCGGUGUUGCCAUUGGCAUGAUAUGGACUAAUUUAAACUUAUGUCUAUUAGUCUCUUCUUUUAUCUACUUCUCGCGAGUCUAUAAAGACUCGUGGAUUGCCCCGAGUAUGGAUUGCCUUAGAGGUUGGUCAUCCUUACUAGCCCUCGCUAUUCCUACUUGUGCUUCGGUUUGUCUUGAGUGGUGGUGGUACGAGUUCAUGAUUAUGCUUUGCGGUCUGCUAGCCAACCCGAGAGCGACAAUCGCCUCGAUGGGAAUACUCAUACAAACCACAUCGUUGGUUUAUGUGUUCCCCUCAUCUUUAUCCCUUGGUGUGUCUACUCGAGUUGGGAAUGAGCUUGGAGCACACCGCCCCGGGAAGGCUCGUAUCUCCAUGAUCGUGUCAUUGUCAUGCGCCGUUGUAUUGGGACUCACUGCUACACUCUUUACCAUCCUUAUGAGGAAUCAAUGGGGUAGGUUUUUCACCAAUGAUGAAGAAAUUCUACAUCUUACUGCUGUUGCAUUGCCGAUUGUAGGGCUCUGCGAGCUUGGGAACUGUCCACAGACAACAGGCUGUGGAGUCCUUCGCGGUAGUGCAAGACCUACGAUCGGAGCAAACAUUAACCUCGGGUCAUUCUACUUGGUAGGAAUGCCCGUUGCUAUCUUCUUCGGGUUCAUUCUCAAAAAGGGGUUCGCAGGGCUAUGGGUCGGGCUACUCGCCGCCCAAGCCUCCUGCGCGCUCCUGAUGCUGUAUGUUCUGUACAAAACAGAUUGGAGCGUGCAAGCAGACAGAGCAAUUGAAUUGACAAAUUCUUCAGUAUCACAAACUCCGGGAUUAUUACCAAUUUCAACUGCAUUGGAUUUCAGUAACAUUGACAAGAAGAUUAAUCCAAAAUUCGAACAACUUGUGUGCAUUGAAAACAAAGAUAGAACGACAUUGAAAUUAUCUUUGCCAUCAGCAAACGAAGGUUUUCAUGAAACAAAUCCUCUGUUAACCCCUCAUUUCUCAAUAAUAUAAAUAGAUUA